CGCGGCGGGCGGCGCAGGACGUGGCGUUCCGGGAGAAGCUGCGGCAGAUGGCGCUGCCGCUGGCGCCGCUGGUGCAGCUGACGACGGGGGAGGUGCACCCGGCGUUCCCGGGGACGCUGCUGCACUUCUGGCUGCUGACGGACUCGCAGCUGGAGGCGCUGGCGCACUUCUACCACCAGCGCACGCCGUGCCCGUGGACGCGCCACUACCCGUGCCCGGUGCGCUGGGCGUCGGACGCGCCGCUCGAGGAGAAGCGGCGCCGCCUCGGCCGCUUCAUCGGCCUGCGCGGCUGCGAGUCCCCCCUCGUCCUCCUCCCUUCUUCCCCCACCGCCGCCGCUCCCGCCGACAGCGCCGCCCCCGCCCUCCUCUCCGAGGACGACAUCCUCGAGGAGGCCCGCGCCGCCCGCCUCGCCGAGGAGGAGCGCAUCUGGCGCGGCAAGCACCCCUGGUUCCGCGGCUAGCUGCAGCCGUCCCCGACGGGCUUGGUGGUCUAGAGAGCGGGAGAGCGUGGAAAACCGCGUAGGUAUAUUGCGGUUCUGAACACUUAGCGGCACGGGGCGUUGCGGGGGGCAUCCAUCUUUCGUUCGAUUCUAGACACUCCUUAGACUAAUAUUUUACCUUGAACAUGUAUAUUUCACC
This is a messenger RNA of Durotheca rogersii, 639 nucleotides long. RefSeq lists its product as uncharacterized. The coding region runs from base 48 to 461 and encodes 137 amino acids. The transcript has a single exon. The record is from RefSeq and is a predicted model, not a curated record. NCBI's taxonomy places the organism in Eukaryota, Fungi, Ascomycota, Sordariomycetes, Xylariales, Xylariaceae.